ACAGUUGGAUUCCGUUGAAAGAGAGUGGUUGAUCUGGUUGAAGGAACGCUUCAUCAGCAAUCUCCACAAGGGUUCGAUUGCUUUUCUGAAGAUUCUUUCAGGAAAUUCAUGCUGUAAGUGAUAUCAGGUCUUCUCAAGAAGAUCUGACGAUUUUCCUACCUUAAGAAAACAUGAGUGCUUCCAAAUUUAUAAAAUGCGUCACUGUUGGUGAUGGCGCCGUUGGCAAGACUUGUCUUCUGAUUUCUUACACCAGCAACACUUUUCCUACGGAUUACGUGCCUACUGUCUUUGAUAACUUUAGUGCUAAUGUGGUUGUCAAUGGAAACACUAUCAAUCUCGGCCUAUGGGACACAGCAGGGCAAGAAGAUUACAAUAGGCUAAGACCAUUGAGUUAUCGUGGGGCAGAUGUUUUCAUUCUGGCAUUCUCGUUGAUUAGCAAGGCUAGCUAUGAAAAUGUUUCUAAAAAGUGGAUUCCUGAAUUGAAACAUUAUGCUCCUGGAGUUCCUAUAGUUCUUGUUGGAACCAAAAUUGAUCUACGGGAUGAUAGUCAAUUCUUCAUAGAUCAUCCUGGCUCUGUCGCGAUUACAACUGCACAAGGAAAUGAACUAAAGGACCUGAUUGCUGCUCCAGAAUACAUAGAGUGCAGCUCCAAAUCUCAACAGAAUGUGAAGGGUGUGUUUGAUGCUGCAAUUAAGGUUGUCCUCCAGCCACCAAAGCAGAAGAAAAAGUCAAAAACUCCUAAAUGCUCCAUAUUAUGAACAACAACAACAACAAACACAAGAGUAGUAGAGGUUUGAAACCACCUACCAAUUUGUUCAUUUCUAUUGUUGCAUUUGUUCUAUGUAACAUUUGUUCUUCUUUCUCAUCAUAUAUAGUAGUGAAGAGGGUCGGCCCUCAUCUAUUAAGACCAUAAUAGUGUUUGUAUCACCUUGUCUGUCAUGUCAUGUCAUGUCCUAUCGCCCCGUGUUUUGCUGAUUUCUUUUAUAUGAGAAGAUCCAAAUUCUGGAAACUAGUUGCCGGUUUUAUACUCUUGUAUCUCAUUUACAAAUGAGAAGAUGAUUGAAUAUUCCUUCUU
Molecule: messenger RNA, 1075 nt
Organism: Impatiens glandulifera
Lineage: Eukaryota; Viridiplantae; Streptophyta; Magnoliopsida; Ericales; Balsaminaceae
Product: rac-like GTP-binding protein ARAC1
Exons: 8
Coding region: 171-758 (195 amino acids)
Biological process (GO): cortical cytoskeleton organization; regulation of actin cytoskeleton organization; actin filament organization
Cellular component (GO): plasma membrane; cell projection; nucleus
Molecular function (GO): protein kinase binding; GTP binding; GTPase activity
Source: RefSeq, a predicted model, not a curated record